Molecule: messenger RNA, 1356 nt
Organism: Triticum turgidum subsp. durum (durum wheat)
Lineage: Eukaryota; Viridiplantae; Streptophyta; Magnoliopsida; Poales; Poaceae
Source: the annotation of a GenBank genome assembly
AUGUAUCGCGCCAAGAGAGCUGCAUUGUCACCAAAGGUGAAGCGCCGUGUCGGCAAGUAUGAGCUCGGCCGCACCAUCGGGGAAGGGACCUUUGCAAAGGUCAGGUUUGCAAAGAACACUGAAACCAUGGAGCCUGUUGCUAUCAAAAUCCUCGACAAGGAGAAGGUUCAGAAGCUCAGAUUGGUUGAACAGAUUAGGCGCGAAAUUUGUACUAUGAAGUUAAUAAAGCAUCCUAAUGUUGUUCGACUGCACGAGGUGAUGGGAAGUAAAGCAAGAAUUUUCAUUGUUCUGGAAUACAUUACUGGAGGGGAACUCUUUGAUACCAUUGUAAGUUAUACCAAUGGAAGGCUGAAAGAAGAGGAAGCACGCAAAUACUUUCAACAGCUGAUAAACGCCGUUGACUAUUGCCACAGUAGGGGUGUGUAUCACAGAGAUUUGAAGUUAGAAAAUUUGUUGCUUGAUGCUGCUGGAAACCUCAAAGUGUCCGACUUCGGUUUAAGUGCUUUAACUGAGCAAGUGAAGGCUGACGGGUUGCUGCACACAACAUGCGGAACUCCGAACUAUGUUGCUCCUGAGGUGAUUGAGGAUAGAGGUUAUGAUGGUGCAGCUGCAGAUAUCUGGUCUUGCGGGGUAAUCCUUUUUAUUCUCCUUGCCGGGUUUUUACCUUUCGAGGAUGAAAACAUCAUCGCCCUUUAUAAAAAGAUCUCAGAAGCUCAAUUCACAUGCCCCUCUUGGUUUUCUACUGGAGCUAAGAAGUUGAUUACCAGAAUUUUGGACCCUAAUCCUGCAACUCGUAUCACCAUUCCUCAGAUACUGGAGGAUCCUUGGUUCAAAAAGGGAUUCAAGCCACCUGUUUUUGACGACAAGUAUGAAACUAGCUUCGAAGAUGUCUAUGCUGCAUUUGGAGACUCAGAGGACCAGCAUGUGAAAGAGGAGACUGAACAUAAGCCAACCUCAAUGAAUGCAUUUGAACUGAUUUCACUGAAUCAGGGAUUGAAUCUGGACAAUUUGUUCGAGGCAAAGGAGGAGCAUAAAAGAGAGACACGAUUCACGUCGCAAUGCCCUCCAAAAGAAAUCAUCAGCAAGAUUGCGGAAGCUGCAAGGCCACUUGGAUUUGACAUUCAGAAGAAAAACUACAAGAUGCGGAUGGAGAACCCGAAAGCAGGUAGAAAAGGCAAUCUCAAUGUUGCAACCGAGGUGUUUCAAGUAGCUCCAUCCCUACAUGUGGUUGAGCUGAAAAAGGCGAAGGGGGAUACUCUGGAAUUUCAAAUGUUCUACAGAUCUCUCUCGACCCAGCUCAAGGAUGUAGUUUGGAAGUGCGGCGGCGAGGUAGAAGAUAACAGCACCGCGGCAUGA